This is a messenger RNA of Lactuca virosa, 639 nucleotides long. The record is from the annotation of a GenBank genome assembly. Lineage: Eukaryota; Viridiplantae; Streptophyta; Magnoliopsida; Asterales; Asteraceae.
AUGGGCUGCCCCGCAGCUCUGGCCUUCGUGAUUGACUGUGCUUGCCGAGCACUCGUCACUCCGAAGGAAAACGCCUCCCUCGGGCAUUGGGUGCUUCCCGGGCCUUCUCACCAGCCUCACGUGGCAGAAGAGGUUCCCCACCAAGAGGGCCUGCGGGACCAUCCUCUAGCAACCCGAAGCGCUCCGCCAGUGGAUCUGGAGGUUAAGCAGCCGCUUAUGGGCGACCAACAGCGGCACGAAGAGCUUGCAAAUCGACUCAAUCACCACUUCCUUGGCAAAAGUGAACAAAUAGGUAGCCUAGCCUAUGACGAUUUGUUGGAUAAACAGAUCCUCAUAGAGGAAAAGCUCGAAAUAGCGCUACUUAACGAGGGUUUUAGUAGAGACCGGAUUUUAGCGAAUCGCUAUGAAAUUAGAGAACUUAUAUUUUAUAAAGAGGGAGUUCCACUCAAGGAAGAAACGUUGGGGAUGCACUUAGCCCAGAUCCAAAGCGAUCCUUUCUCAAACAUCCCAUAUCGUAAAAUCCAGCGAUCUAUAGGGAAUUUGGAUCUGUUUUUUUUUCUAAGUAGAGGAAUUCUACGGUUGAAAGGGAUGGUGAGUGCCCUGGGAUUCACAAACAGAUGUGGAGUCGUAACAAGGUAG